AUGAGCUUGGGCCAGAAUUUCGUGUCCGGUCACGUCGAGAAGGUUCGGAAUGCUCAAGCUUGGGCUGGCCGACAGUUCAACCGCGCCUCUCAGUUCAUUCGAGAGCUUUCAGUUUCUCAAACUGAUCCACGCGAAAUUUGUCUACAGUACGUUUUGUCUUCUUUUUCUGUCGUUACAAAAAAAGAUAUUCCUUUCUUUUCCAAUAACUUUACCAAUCAUAGAUACUUAUGCAUGGUUAAGUUUGCAGAAGCUUUUUCUACUGCGAUUAUUUUUUAUGAUUCGGUUCUCAGUGCUUGAAUGAACUUCUAAAUGUGAAAAGGAUGAUUGACUUGAGUGAAAAAAAAACCUAAUUUUUGGUGUUAUCGACUCAGGAACGACUUUGAACAGACUAAAAAUUUUAACUCUCUUUUUUCCUUUUACUUUCACGUAAUUUUAAGACCCGAGAUCAAGGUUUUGUAAGAAGGCUUGUGCAAAAGGCCUGCCUUCCUGGCCCGGGCUUUGGGCUUACACUUUGAAAAAAAAAAGCCUGCGUGGGUUCGGGCCAGGCUGGGCUUUGAAAGAAACUUCAAGUUUCAUUUUGAGAAAAAUUCUCGGAAAAAUUAUUUUUACUUGUUGAAUCAUAGUUAUUAAUAACUCUAUGGGAAAAAAUAAACAAAAAAAUAUAAUUUUUUUCUCGUUAAAAAAACGAGAAAUUCUACUUGAAGAGAAUUUGAGUUUUUUUGGGCCGAUAAUUUUUUUGCUUAAGAACAACCUAGGGCCGGGGCGGGCCGGGCUUGGGAAGUAACCGGUGGCCGAGAGGUUGACGGGCCGGCCCUCGCACAAGCCUGCUUGUAAGUCAGAAAAACGACCACCCGCUGAAAAAUCAACAUCAGAAAAAAAAAGAAUUCAAAAUUUGAUAUCUCUCAAACUAAUUGUAAUAUAUAAAUCUUCAAAUGUUACCAUUUUGGAAAGUUCUAAAUUAACUGCUUUGAAAAAGUUAAACGUUGGUUUUCUGAAUGAAACGUCUGAUUCGUUUCGCAUUUUGAAGUUUGGGUUAUCCAGAACGCGAAAAUCUUGGCGUUGUCGGCGCAGCGAUUCCCUUGGGAUUUUAAAGCCGAAGAACGAAAAUCCAAUUCUACCUUUUUAUUGACUAGAAGUGAGUAAUAGCCUCUAAAAAGAAGUUAGCCAUUUCUCUCAAAUAAGAAGUUCAUCAAAGCUUCGAAAUUAUGAAUUUAGCAACAUUUUGCCCGAAAAUUCUCUUCCUUUUUGUAUUAUAAUUUUUUUUUUUCGAAGUGUGAAUCUUCUUCCGAACCUUGAUGCUCAAAUUUUUAUGACCUUCAUAAGAAACCCCUCUUACUUUUUUUUGCUUCUAAAACUUUUCUCAAGAGAGGAAUGAGGAUGACUAGUUUUGAAAAGUAAGUUUUUGACUUCUCACAAACGUCCAUUUUCACUAAAUUUCCAUCCGGGGAAACUUCUAGCCCAGGUGCUGACUUUGAGUAUAUUUUUACGUCUGAUAUUUCUGCGACGUAGGAACGCAACCUAAUUUGAUAUCAAAAAAAGGCUCUGGCAAGAAAUUUUCGAAAAAGAAUUUUUUUAAUGAAUUCAAGAUUUUUUUACUCAAAGGAGAAAAACUUAAAAAGUGUCUAGUUUAUUCUUAACUAGAAGCUUGAUGUACUUUUUAUUGUAAUCGUCAAGAGACCAAUUAAAAAAAUAAUUUGAUGUUUUUUUGAUGACUAUCUUUAGAGUAGCGACCUACAGGAAAUAUCAGUUUCUAUGGGAAUUUCAUUCGGAGUUAUCCUAAUGAUCUGAAAAAAAUUUUUUUCAAAAAGGAAAGUCUUUUAACUUCACUAAUUUUUCUUAAAAAGCUUCAGUUCCAAGAAGCUUCGAGCUGCACUUUUUAAAAAGCUACUAGAAUAUUCAAAAAUUUGUUUUGAAUUUUUUUCAUUAUUUUUUUCAAGUAACUCACUAUGGAGCGUUUCAUUUUAGUAAUAAUUUGAAAGUGCAACGCAAAAAAGUCUUACGUUUUCAAACGAGUAAUUUUUUUAGAUUAUCUGGCGAGCAGAAAUCAAAUUUUUUUCAAGUAGUGUCAUGGCCUUUUUGCACACACUAAAGUAUGCAAGUUUUUUUGAAGAGUAAUGUUUAAUAAUAUGCUCAGAAGCUAUUUUUUUGUCAAAAGUUAAUUUUUUUCCGAUGAAUUAUGCUUCUCCUUGAAAUAUUGGUGGUAACACAGCAGUAGACAAUAACUAGUUAUGUAGAUUUACAAGCGCCAUUUUUUUAAAAAAAUAAUAAUAGUUUAUGAUUCAUCGAGAAGCGCUCAUCAAUAAAUUUGUGUGGUUUGUUUAAAAAUUUCUGAAAGGUUCAAAAAAACAUGAUUUAUAAAAAAAGUGUAUGUCGUAUUUCCAAAAAGUGAGUCGGCGAAGUCCGAUUUAAUAAAAAAAUUUGAAUGCUUUGGAAAUUUCCCUAAAUCAGGAGACGUGCGAAGAAUUUGUUGUUUUUUUUUUGUUUUCGGGUUGCUAAUGAAAGAUUUUUUUGAAGCUCACAAUUUUUGAAAAGGGAAAAAUUGCUCCAAGCUGAGUUCCGCUUCGUAGGCCACAACAAAGUCAGGCCCAUUAGCUGCUGUGUUUUUGUGGCAAUGGAGCUCGUCCAAUUAGCGUGAAGCUGCAUGAGCCUCGUGCUCAUUUAACUUAAUAACCUCCCAAUUAAUAAGACGAGUGACUGUCCGAAGGCGGACUUGCCUUGCGUUUCAUACUGCGCCUACCCACUGGAACCGCAACCGGUGGGCGUGGCGUCGCUCAGACUUUGGCGAUGAAGCCGCGCAGGUCCUCGGCCUCCAGGCACAAGCGCCGCAGAACGUAAGCUUCGUUUUUUUUUUCCGAUUGUCUGAUAAAGCGAUCAGCGAAAUUACUUCAAUCGCGAGAUUUUGUAUAGAUAGAAACGCGGUCAAACUUAUCGUUUUGCACAUAAGCUUCACUCAGAGCGCGAUCUCUAGAAAUAUUUUUUUCCAUGAAUUUUCUAAAAAAAUAGCCGAUUGAUUUGAAGUAAGAAUUCAAAAAAACGUAGUAUUUACCGAGCCUGUUCAAAAAAAGAUGGCUGGUUUCGAUAUUUUUUUAGUACAGGUGAACGCUAAUUGGCUUUUUCCUUUUUGGUAACAACUUCAAAUAUUUUAUUAGUUUACUAAAUGCUCCAACACACCUGCUGUAUCUCUUUAGAGCGGAGAAUUUUUGUAGUCCUCAUUUAUAGUUUGUCGAGUUUAAAUUCGCAAAUUUUUUUAUUUAUUGUUAGAAUAAAAAGAUUGUAGAGUAGAAAAACUCGUGCUCAUGAGUGAUAUUCAUCCCAAUUUCGUCACAUCAGCUGACACGUGUAGUGUGUUUUUGUGAAAAAGCUCACGCAUCUUCGUUUGCAAACCAGAAUAAAAAAACUUUUUGUUAUUUAGUAUCCCUAAAAAAAGCUUCAUUUAUGGUAAGAAAGACGAAAUUUGACUACUUUCUGAGUAUUUCCAGUCUUAUUUUUCUAAGCUCAAUAUUCCUGUCUAUCAAAUAUUUUUUUGUUGUUGGAAGCCAAACUAACUUGUUAGGCAUAGAAAACUCUCAUAAUAAAAAAAGAAUUUCAGAAGAAAACGCCGAAAAAAUGCUUUGAAGAGUGUAACGGGAUUGCUAUGUGUUUCAGAGUCUCAAUUGGAUCUCUAUUCUAUCAACUAAAAAUAUGCAAAAAGAGGGAUUUUUCCUUGAAAAGUGAGAGUAGAGCGCCAUUCAUCGGCACCUCUACAUCAAAUUAUCGGGAAUGAAAUCGAAUUUGUACCCACGCGGUCUCGAACAAUGUUAUCAUUAACACAAUGUGUGGCUGACUACGAAUCGAAAUGGAGUUCUUUCCGCCGUAUGAUUCAAAUCGGCUGCUAGAAGAACGAAAUCCGGGCUAUAGGGCUUGUUUGCAAAUUUCACGUUGCAACCCAUCCUCAAUUGCCAUCGUAAAAAAGCCGGAACGUCAUCACGAGCUGGACUUCACCCCUUCAAAUUGUAAUUUAAGCGAAAAGCCUCUAAUUUAAAAUUGGCGAAAAAGGCGAAUGACGAAGAAUUUGGAACUUUUGAGGAAAUGGUGUGGGGGCUAAAGGAAACUAAUAGAGAAAAGCGGAUGUUUGUCUGAAGAUAAGUUGAAAUUGAAUUCAGAGUCCAAGCGUCUGACGGCAACUUCUUCGAGAAGAUCACAGCGCCGAGCGACGCCGAAAGCAGCAGGGACGAUGAACUCUACACCAUCAAAAACCUCACCAUCAAUGGAGACCGGAAGCAAAUUGAGGUUGAUUCUGUUUCCAGAAGUGAAAAACAGCCUAACGUUUUAGUCACUUUAGUUGUUUUUUCAAACUCUGAUGUCGAGCCGUCUUCAAAUUAUCCACUUUAAGGAAUGUUAAACAGAAACCGCGAAACUGAUGCGGAAAAAUGCAAAACCCGAUUCAUUUCAUAGUAGUUUCUAAAUUCAACCAUAGCUUUUUUCUCAUUUUUCCUUCUUUCUAAUUUAAGCUGUUAGUUUUUGAAAAAAAAAGAUAUAACUAAUCAUUAGCGUCCGUGCGAUUUUUUUCAACUUGAAGAUCGAAUUUGUACAGGGCUUGUCUUUUCGCAAAACAGCUAAACAUAUCUCUCUUUCUUGAAACGAGUUCAUACGUCAGCAGGAAAAUGAGCUCUCCGCAAGGCUCAUGUUCGUUUAGAAUGCAUUUCUUCAUUUUCGGGGGCUCAUCGUAUUUCUUUGCGCGCUUUUUACGUCUCAUUCUGAUUUUUGCGCAUUGAAUGACAAAUGAGACAUGCAUGUUUGAGUUGACUAGCUUAUUAGAGUAAGAAAAAGUAUGGCUGAAAUCAGCGCAGUGAUGUGUAAUUCGAUUUUAAUGAAAAAACGAAAAGAAGUUCGGAUUCUCAGGCUCUCUACGUCGAAGCCUUGUACACAAUCGCACACAAACUUGGGCAAGGAGAUGCCGAAGAAAGCCAAGAUAACCUCUACAAAUAUGUCCGAUCUGCUUUUCAAGGCGACCAGAAUUUGCACCAUGAUCUAAUGGAGAAGGCGAAGCAGACGAAAGUGGGUUGACAGGACAUCUCCAAUUUUAGAUGUAAUUUUAGCCUCCUGUCGUUCUUCUGAACGUCUUGCUUCUUGAAGCCAAAGACUUGAUUGCGAAGGAUGUGAAUGGUUAGUUUUACUUAAAUCGAAGUCAAGUUAUCCAUUCUCUGCGCUUUAAAGAAAAAUAUUUAUCGAGAAAAAAAUUUUUUUUUCAACUGGUUAAGAAUCUCCGAAAAAAAUUUUUGCGCUUCGUUAGAUUUAUUUAGUUCCAUGAACUGUUUGUUGGAAAAAAAUAUUUUUGGUGUUUUCCCAAGCUGUAACUCGACUUGAAACGGAAUUUAUAGAAAUUUCUUUUUUGUUUGCAAUCUAGAGAUCAAAAAGUUAUUUCCUGCAAAUUUACAUCAAAAAAUUUUUUUUUUGCAAAAAAGAAAGUUCCAGAUUCUCGGUACAAACCAUUUUCGAGCUAACGAUAAAAGACAGCGGAAAAAUGUUUUUCCUUCGAAAAAAAAACGUUAAAAAAGAGAUACUUCUCAUCUCUUUCGACAACGAAGUCAUUCUCCGCUUAGCCGCCCGUUUUUCCUUCAAGUUUUUAGUCUUUCUCCCAACGAAAAGAAACUUUUUCUGUCCUCCAAAAGCUUCUGAAAAGCGAAAUGCCGUUCCAUGAAAUUUCAAGUCAUGGCCCACAGACUAUAUCUUGUGUUUUUUUUCAGGAUUCAGCGACCCGUUCGCAAUGAUGGGCUUGGUGCCGGGCCGGAGAGAAAACGCGAUCGCCGUGGAAAACGUCCACCCUCAAGAAGAUGAAGAAAUCAAAUCCCCUAGGAACGCCGUAAGUUCAAUAAAUCUCCGUUCAUGUUUCAAGAUGUUUCAGUCAAAAAAAGAUGGCGGUUUAAUCCAUCGGUUUGGCGGCUCUUUUCGAAGGAAAGUAGGCACAAAGAAAGGAAAAGUUUACACAGAGUUUUUUCCGGAUUGCAAACGAUGAAUUUAUAGAUCUCAGACACAGGAACGAUUCCAGCUAAACUGAUCAAAGCGAGUUCAGUGCAAAAAAAGACUUUGAACCCGAAGUGGAACGAGAAAUUUCAAUUCAUAGUGGAAGAUGUUUACCGCGACACUUUCCACAUUGAUAUUUGGUUUGGAAAAUUGACAUGGAUUUGUUUAAUGGGAGUUUUAGGGACCACGAUGAUGAGGAACAAUCUGUCCUGGACGCCGUCACGUCAUUGAAUCAGAUAUCUGGCGGUUUCAAAGUGGGUUGCUUCGAAAAUUUUGAUAGCGUUUCAAAGGUUUUGUGUAAUAUAAUCAUUCAAAAGCGUUGAAAAAAAAAAACGCUACAGAGUAGUUUUCAGGGCCUUGGUCGAUACUUCAAGGAAGUCACUCAAAGUGCUCGAGCCGAUUCUGAUGACUGCACUGAUGACUUUCUUGGAUGCAUCAACUUGAAACUCAGCGUUUGUCAAAAAUAACUUCCCAUGAGAAGACAAAACUUUUUGAAGGAAAUUCCUCCGGAUGGAAUCGAGCAAUGGCUUACGUUGCAACCUCGUUCCGAUAAGAGCAAAGUUUCAGGCCAAGUUCGCCUGAAGGUGAAUUUUUUUGCAUUUUAUCCGGUUGAAGAUCAUAUUCAAGAUGUGGCUUUCAACGAAAGAAGAAGGAAGAGCGGGCGAAGAAGACGAGUUGCUGGACGUGAGAGAGCAUAUUGAGCUCCUCAGACAAUUUGCUCUUUAUGAAAUUCGUCAAACUGGAGUUUUCGUGAAUAUCAAUUCUGAUUUUUUAUGAUUUUCUCAGGCACCUGUGAGGUUUUGGGAUGGAGUUUAUCCGGAACGAGCCAUGCUUAUUCUUCGGCAACACGCGAUUCAGGGAGACUUGACAGAAGUUCACACAGCUAUGUGGUGAGUUAGAUUUUGUAGAUUCCCUUAUCGAACUUUUUUAUUCAGCCGAUGGUUGGCGUUCCACUCCAUGAUUCCAAUCGACAUUUCUUUUUCGCUACUCUACAAGACCCUGCAAAAAGUUAUCGAUAAAUGGCAGCCGAUGACGUUAGACAAGGUUCUGUUUUUACAGGGAAAAUUUAGCUUGAAGUAUGCCGAAGAUAUGUGAUUUCAACCCAAGUUUGAUAUUUUUUUUUGACUUGGAAACAUAACUCAAAAGUGACACUUUUAGCUAGUUUUUGGGACUUCUAGGCAUCGCAAGUGAUGAAACGGUUGAUGAAAAAGUUACAUGUGUUCAGGAAGAAGAAGAUAUGCUGACUGAUUCGUUUUCAACUUUUGAUUCAUAUUGCAAAAGGAUGAUGCUCGAUCACAGAGAGAAGUUUGCACCAAACAAGCGCAACAGUGGUGAAGAGUUUGCCAGUUUGAUCAAGUGAGCUUCUUAUCCAUUUACUCCAAUUCCAAAUGAUCUUACAGAUGCAUGAAAGCUUUGAGAGACUCCCCGUUCUAUCAGAAGUAUCUCCCCUACAAACGACCUUUUCAUGCCCACAUCGAAUCUCUCACUGUGGUUUGCUUUCCAAAAAACCGCUUUCAACUUUCGCGUCCAUUCAGAAAAGUGCGGAAGAGUUCAUUGAGAAAACAGUGGAGGAAGUGCAAGACAAGGAUCCUUGCAAGGAACUUCUGAAGCUUCUAAAUGUUAUAAAUGCCGCUUGCGCCCGUUUUCUGCACUUUGCAGCCGUGAUUCGCGAUAUCGCCAGGAUUGAUUACAGUCAACUUACCUUGAGUACCUUUGAUAAAAUGGUGAUUUCAAUUUUUCUUCUUUGAAAGAUCUUUUAUUUUUUUUAGCUUGUCGAAUAUCUAACAUCGGAAAUGAUGAGCGAGAAGAAAAUGGACUUGAAGUCGCAGGUUUUCUAUUUUUAGCGUGAAUUUGGAAACUUUUUGGUCGUAUUUCAACUAGCUUGACAUGUUCUAAUAAAGCAGCGGUUCAAGUUGAAGCUAAAAAUCGAGUGAGACCUGGGACUAACGUGCAGAGCAUGAUUUUCAAAUCUGAAAAAAUAGUUUUCCGGAAAAAUCUCCAUUUCAAGAUUUAAUGCUCAAUAUAGCUCCAUAAUUUUUUUGAAGAUAAAUGAAAAAAAGUUAUGUUGCGACUUUUCUAGAAACUGUACUUUUUGAGAUUUUUAAUGUUAGUCUAUCUCAGACUCGGCUUGAAGGGUAGGUUAUUUUACUCUUUCCGCUUUUUUCUUUCUAAUCAUCCUCACAAAGACGUACUGGUUUAGAAACACGAGAAUAUUCAUCCAGGAUUCUACUUCCUAAAGAAAAAGAUGCAAAAACGAAGAAUGUUGAAUAAAAAAGCCGUAUAAGAUUCUUCGUUCUAGUUCUCAAAAAUAUGUUUUAUGCGGAUUUUUUUAAGAUGAGAUUGUCCGCUACACAAGAUCCUCCAAAUGAAGAAGAUCUUGUCGAUUUGAUGCGAAUCCACAUGGCUUUUGUGGAGCUUCGAAAUUACAGACUUGCCAAUCGAGUGUAAUAGAACUGGGAAUAAACCCAAAUUGAUUGUGUAUCAUUCAGGAGAGUGAAAGACGAGAGCGAGUGGUACGCCAUUUUCAACAAAGGAAUCAAGAAGUUUUUUGAACUGGCUCGUGAAAAAGCCUUGGCUCGCGUGCAGCUCAGCUGUCAAUUGGACAUGCCGGUAGUUGGAACGGAAAAGUUCAAGAAACAAUCCCAUUUCUUCAAGAUUUCAACAUCUUCAAACGAUAUGCGUCAUUCCAGCAGCCACAUCGACAUUUGCCACAUUGUAGAACAGGUUCAAUCAUCUUAGUUUUCAGAGUUUCAGUUCUUGAAAUUUCAGAUGACCGUGUGCUGGGAGCGAAUGGAAGUGAGCGAGCUUCCGCUGAAAAUCGACUACACCAAGCUUCUGGUCGAUAUUUUGUGCGAGAUUGUCACAGUUUAUUCACAAAAGGUUGACUUUUUAGUCGAACUUCUAUAUUCAUUCAAAAUUUCAGAUCAUUUCAAGUCUUGAAGCUGAAGGAUUCACCAAUGAGCUCCAAGUUUUUGUUCCGUCACAGUUGCUGCAACUGGUAUUAAUUUUUUUGAAAUUUGUUGUAAAUAAAUUAAAAAGAAUAAGAAAUAGGAAUAAGGAAUAAAUUCGAAGAUUUCAAAGCUUUUUCUCCUGAUCAAGAAGGUAGAUUACGAAUAAAUUUUUGGAAUCAUUAUUUUACAGAGAUUUUUCAAACUGUAAGACCCACCAUUUGAGGACUUUCUGGAUUGGAAGUUUUGCUUUUCAGUUGUGUGCCGCCAUCAAUAAUUGCGAGCAAGUUCGAAGAAGCUUGAUGGUUCAUGAGAAACUCCACCUCGACGACUUGGCGAUUGCUUUUGAGCGCGAGGGAAAUGUCCGUUCUCAUAAAGAAUUUUUGAACAUAAACUUUUUUAUUUCAGGGCUCCCCGCUUUGGAAAGCGGAGAUCGAGAAUCGAUUAGAAGCUUGUGACGCAACUAUCUGCCAAGAAAUUGAUAGAAUCAUUCACUUACUCACUAGCCGACUAGUGCCUCAAAUGAAAAAACACGUGUUCCAUUUGGCAUGGAGUCCUGCUGCUCAUCCAGUAGAAGACUCUCUGAAGCCGCUCACAGACAUGGUGAGAGUUGGAAAAGAAAGAAUCGUUCAAUUCGCAAGAUUUACAGCUGGACAUCGAGCUAUCAGCGGUCCACAAAAACCUACUGCACAAGAACUUUUUGCGUAUAAUGUCUGCUCAAGUGAGCAUCGUCGUUCGUUUGCUACAGGACUGUGUGAACGAAAACCCUGGGGUUUAUUAUUCUCUUCUUUUUUGUUUUAAACUUAUGUCAUUUCAGCUGGAGCCUACGUUUUACCAUCGUCUUUUCGAAGCUUGGCAUGUCCUUAUAGAUUUUUUCCACGCCGGGGGUAAAGGCCUCUCGAUGGACGCGCUUGAAACCAACCCAGAGCAUGUGGUUUAUCAGGGACAAGGUUGAAAAAACUAAUAUUUACGUUUCAGAGAUUGGUGAAAGUUCUCUCACUAAACCAAACGUCGACAGAACAACUUAUUGAAAAAUACUACAAAGAUUUAUUGAAGCAGCAGGUUUGAACAAAAACGCUUUUUUCUAUGUCACAGCUCAUUAUGACUUUUGACUUCACAGUAGAAGUUUCCAACAAGUGGAACCGUAAUUGCUGAUUUUUUUUCGUAAAAGACUCGAGUUUUUAUUGCCUUGAAAAUUUGUCAAAAAAAAAAUGUGAAAAUUGACAAAAAUGCACUUCAAACUGAGAUCAUCAUUUUUUGAUGUACAAAGCUGAUAUCAGUGAUGACAAAAUCUGAAAAAAAUUUUUUUUUUGGCUUUUCUUUCAAUUUUCAUGGCCUAUGACCUUUAAAAAGAUUUUCACGACAAUUUUUUUAUACAAUUUCGAGAAAAAAAGUCUUGAAAAAUCGCAUCCAGCGGUUUCAAUUCUGUUGGAAAACCUCAACGUGAACUGAGAAUAUGCCCUGUCAGAAGAUAUUUUUCUUUCCUAUCUGAAAAAAAUUGAAGAAACUCUUUACUUCUUCGCCUGUCGCACUCAAACUUUUAUUUCACUUCUAACUUUUCGCUGCAUUUCUCGUGGUUUGGUCGCUUUAACUCCACAUACACAAUCAAGCUCGUAUUACUUUGACUUCAACAAAACAUUUUUAGGCACUUGCCGAUCACCAAUUUGGAGUAAGUUGUAUCAAAUGCAGCUGCUGUGCUUAGAACCGAAUGAUAUUGUCCUUGAAACCAAGCAAGAAAAUUCGUUUGAAAUGAACUGAAAAGAAAAAAAUGACUCGAUGAUACCCGGCUGCGUUGAUGGUACAGUAGCCUGUAGCUUUUGUGCUGUGCCAAAUAUCGGCUUGGACAAUUUUUGCACUGCGCCGAGGAAAAAUUGCUUUUGUUAUCGUUCUAUUAUACAUUGCAUGCAAAUCCAAGUAGAGAUUUCGGAUGGCAAAAUCGUCAAGAGUGUUUUCCUCUCUAUGUCGAGGCAUGUGAAAGGGUGCCAAUUUGAUAACUCACCGCUUUCACGUGCUUUCAGUAAAAUCUUACCUUCCUUGAACGCAAAACUCGAACUUUUCGAAAAAAGCGUUUCCAAACUUUCAGAACGAAGUGACCGAGUGCAAGUUCGGCAUUUUGAAUGUACGAGCCUAUUACAAUUCGAACGCACAAACUCUCGUUUUGGAUGGUAACGUCAAUUUGAAACCAUUCGAUCUUGCAACUUCUGCUUCCAGUCAUCGGAGCGAAGCAAAUCAUAGCCUUGGAUUCCAACGGUCUCUCUGACCCAUUCGUUGUGAUCGAAUUGAUUCCGAAAUUCCGAUUCCCAACAGUUCCCGUGGUCAAAACGAAAGUCGUCAGCAAGAGCCUCAACCCAAUAUUCGAUGAGACUUUCGAAUUGUAAUAAGUACUCAUAUGAUCUUCCACAUUUUUCUUUUUCAGCCACAUCUCGCCCCAUCUUCCACCGACAGCGAUGCUGCACUUCACCGUGAUGGAUCAUGACUAUCUACGUUCCAAUGACUUUGCCGGAGAAGCAUUUCUGGAGUUGGUUGAUGUGCGUUUCAAUUGUAGUUUCGAAAUCUACAGAACAAAUUUAGGUACCUGGAUUUGGAUCGGCUGGUGGAAACACGCUCCGACAGUUCAAUCUCAUUCUGAUUCAACCUGUAUCUAACAGUAUGUUUUUUUUUUAAUUCUUACGAGGAAGGUUAUUUUUUCAGUUAUAGGGUACAAUGAGUCAAUUUAGUAUUUCCAAACAGUUUUGUAAAAAAAGAUUACAGGCAAAGAAGUUCUUGGAGUCCUUGCAAGUCGAAACGAAGACAAAGACGCUGUUGAAUUCCUUCGAUCCAUAAACACCGUCUAUUAAUGAAAAAUUGAACUUUUUUCAUUCCAUUUGAAAACUAAUAAUUCCAGGUCUUCCACAUGAAUCGAAUAUUCAAUUUUAACGCUUUUUGUGAUCUCAUUCUCGACCAUCGUGAUCAUUCCAUUCGUUUGGCCGCUUUUAGUUUGGUUAUGUAAUCACUUUUCCACUGUCCAUGUUAGCAACCAAUACGUUGUGGUAAAUUUUCGUGAUUGAAUUUCUGUUCGAAAGUUCCUUUCGAAACAAUGGUUAGUAUUAGUAUUUUUGCGAAACUUUGGAAAUAGCCAAUUUUCUAAUUUGGGAAAAAUGCUGGGUGUGCCCUCUGCUUUUCAAUUUUUGUGCGCUUUUUGUAUAUUCUAAUGAACUUACACAAUAUAAAAUGUCUGAGCGAUGGAAAAAGGUUUCCUUUGCACAUAUUCUGUGAGACCGGCUCAAAAAUGAAUGCUCUGAAAAGUUCAGGCAUUGCAAAAAAAAAUUAUCAAAAUUUCUGAGAAAUACUAUGGAGUUCAAAUUUUCGACAAAACGCUGAACUUCGCUGUUCCAAGCAAACAUUUCCUCCUGGAAGACAUUUUUCAGAAAAAGUCAAAAAAUUGAUCGACCUUCAGUAAUCAUGAAACUUGUAUAAAAAACAAAGAAGUGUUUUGCAUUUUUCGAUACAAAUUCCAAGUCUUUUUUAAACUCCUCUAUCAUUAAAGCAUCAUCUACCUGAGAAAGUGAGCGACUAAUGGAUAAACAACCAAAAAAACAGGCUAACGAAGCGUUUUACGAGAGUCCAUCUGUUUUGAUCGACGCGCUGAAGAUCGACGGAAUCAGUGCCGAGGGCGGCUCAGGCAAUCGCAAUCUGUUUUCUUCUUUUGCUUCGUCUUUCUGGCAACUCAACUACAGAGCAGCUGUCUUGGUCCCUGCGGCAGGUUGCCACGUCCAUGUGCUCAACCACAAACGCCUUGGCUCUUGCGGCUAUUUUUGUGCUUUAUUAUUGCCCUACUGA
Molecule: messenger RNA, 12770 nt
Organism: Caenorhabditis auriculariae
Lineage: Eukaryota; Metazoa; Nematoda; Chromadorea; Rhabditida; Rhabditidae
Source: the annotation of a GenBank genome assembly